Molecule: messenger RNA, 736 nt
Organism: Pyrenophora tritici-repentis Pt-1C-BFP
Lineage: Eukaryota; Fungi; Ascomycota; Dothideomycetes; Pleosporales; Pleosporaceae
Cellular component (GO): endoplasmic reticulum-Golgi intermediate compartment; extracellular exosome
Molecular function (GO): calcium ion binding
Source: RefSeq, a predicted model, not a curated record
ACCACCCAGGUGUUAUAAAAUACUGGACAUACUAGUGUAAAAAAGCCACUGUAGUCGCCAGACAUGUCUCCCAUAUUACGGUUGCCGUUCAGCGCACUCUUGCUAUUAUCAUGCGCACUCAAUGCCGCUGCACACGGUAGUCACGAGCACGCGCAAGUUGAAGUCGCACCCGAUGCAGAUUGGGCGACGCGACACAUGGCUGAGGAACACCACAUCUCAGGCUUCGACGCCACCACGUUUUUCAACCUCCACGACUACGAGGGUACCGGGCUGUGGACAGCUGCAGACAUCCGCCGAACAUACGGUCUCGAAGACGUCUCUAGUGCCUCUAUUCCCGAGUCUAGGAAAGAGUCCGUUGUCCAUACCAUUCUGGACAUGUUCGAUAUUGACAAAGACGGCGCCAUCACCCGCGCCGAGUUUCUUCGUAGAGAUUCCGAGGGCGUCAAGUUACCAGACUUCGGCUUGGGCCCAGGACACCACGGAGACGAUGAGUACGAGUAUGAAAUUCAUCAUUGGGAGAAGUACCAUAGCGGGGACGACGUCAAGGAGGAGGAUUUGAAUCACCCAGAGGAUAUCGCGCAUUUCAAAAUGCAUGAAGAGAAGGAGGCCAGGCAGGAGGACUGGGAAAGGUUGGAGCUUAGGGGGGUGGUGGAGAAGAACAUCCCAGUCAAGUAUAGGAAGACUUGACGACGAGGUAGAAUAUAGAGCCUUGGGCAGAAAUUCUAGCUCAACUACG